Malassezia restricta is the source of this 636-nucleotide messenger RNA. RefSeq lists its product as uncharacterized. The transcript has a single exon. NCBI's taxonomy places the organism in Eukaryota, Fungi, Basidiomycota, Malasseziomycetes, Malasseziales, Malasseziaceae. The record is from RefSeq and is a predicted model, not a curated record. Bases 1 to 636 code for a protein of 211 amino acids.
AUGCCACCGCCACCCGACGCUGCGCCCCUGUCGGCGCGCCGGCGCGUCGGGCUGUCCCUCUGGCCGCUCCCGGCAUUUCAACUCCAUGCGCCCGAAGAUGGACGUCCGCGCUCGACCAACAUGUCCCUCGUGCAUCGCGUCCUGCCGCCAGGCGUGCGCAGCCGCGCGCCCAGCGCCGGCACGUCGGCGCCCGUCGCAGCGCUCCAAGUGAUACCGUGCCUCCGUGUCGCGUCCAUCGCCGUGUCUGUAUCCUUCUAUACCAUCGUGCUGGGCUUCGUGACGUACGGACGACAAGGCCCCGACCAAGCGAGCCUCUUUCGCGGGCCGCCAGGCAGGCCCUCGUCCCUCAGCCCCGCGACGCCCGGCGUGCAUGUCCAGCUGCGUGUGCCAGUCGCACAUACGCACAUCCAUCCCCAGAUGCUGUGGCUGCUGGUCAGCGACGUCGAUGCGUUCUUUGACGACGCCGCGCACAAGCUCGAAGUGGCCGUCGCGCCCUCGCACGGCUACUUUCCCGCGCACACGUUCGGCGAGGCGCGCAUCGUCACUCGGCCCCAAACUAUGCCGUGGGGCACGCGCGAAUGCCGCAUCAUCGAUCCCGACGGACAUACGUGGGUCAUCACCCAAGUGCAGCGCUAA